Strongylocentrotus purpuratus (purple sea urchin) is the source of this 1282-nucleotide messenger RNA. Its product is annotated as putative nuclease HARBI1. The record is from RefSeq and is a predicted model, not a curated record. Bases 223 to 1260 code for a protein of 345 amino acids. NCBI's taxonomy places the organism in Eukaryota, Metazoa, Echinodermata, Echinoidea, Camarodonta, Strongylocentrotidae. The transcript has 4 exons.
UCUGGGUCCCGUAUUAUAAAACAGUUACCGUAGCGGUAAGUGCUCAUUUGAGCGGUAAGUCUCAAAAGCAGCGGUAACUUUAAGAUAAACGGUAAAUAUCCGUUGCAUAAAAACUUACCGCUGGACUUGAGCGGUAAGUCUAUAAAGAUCAGCGGUAAGUCUAUAAAGAUCAGCGGUAACAUUACCGCUACCCUCUGAGCUUGCGGUAACACUACCGUAACUAUGGCUGCGAUACUGGCUGUCUUGCAGCGUCGUGGAUAUGAAAGGGCGAGGAGGAGGGAGCGGAUCUUCAGAGAUCGCAGCCAGCCGUUGGAGUUGGGGGAUGGUGACAUUUUCCGGAAGUACCGGUUUACUAGGGAUGGUUGUAUGCAUGUUAUCAAUUUGAUUCGGCCCCUGUUGCAGCACGACACCCAACGGAAUCAGGCACUUCCCCCAGAGCUGCAAGUUUUCAUAGCUUUGAAUUUUUAUGCAACGGGGGCAGUGCUUGAUUCCACGGCCACGAUUCAUGGCAUCACCCGCUCAACAGCAUCCAGGGUAAUUCACCGUGUGUCAGUGACCCUCGGCACACUGAAACAUGAGAUAAUCAAGUUUCCAACGACAAUGGAAGAAGUCAACAGAGCCCAAGUGGAUUUCUUCAACAUAUCAGGCUUUCCCCAGGUCAUAGGAGUGGUCGACGGAACACACAUUAGACUAAAUGGAGCUCCCUUGGGCCCUGGUGAGCACGUCUAUAUGAACAGAAAAGGAUAUUACUCCAUCAACACCCAAAUAAUUUGUGAUACCAAUUACAAGAUCAUAAACAUUUUGGCACGCUGGCCAGGCAGCACUCACGACAGCAGGAUAUUUCAGAACAGCAGAGUUGGACAGACUUUUGAAGAUCUACAACAGCAUGGUCUACUUCUUGGAGAUUCGGGUUACGCUUUAAGACCAUACCUGAUGACACCAGUGCUAAAUCCAAGGACUCCUGCAGAACAGGCUUACAAUAGAGCACAUGCUACAACGAGAGUGAGAAUCGAACAAGUCAACGGCCAACUAAAGCACAAAUUCAGGUGCUUACUGAAUGGUAUGCAAAUGGCACCCAGAAGAGCGUGCAAGAUCAUCACUGCAUGCGCCGUAUUGCACAAUGUGGCUAAAGAUUUGAAGCAGCCUGAUGAAGUAGACUUUGGUAUUGAACAACAUGAACACGAACCAGACAGGGACGACCACAUUGUAGACAACGGCUUAGCCAUCAGAAACACUAUUAUUGCCAAUUAUUUCCACUAGAUUUUUAUGAUGAAGACUUCUA